Messenger RNA from Chrysemys picta bellii (western painted turtle), 5603 nucleotides. It is a transcript of the gene RPUSD1, whose product is annotated as RNA pseudouridine synthase domain containing 1. The record is from RefSeq and is a predicted model, not a curated record. NCBI's taxonomy places the organism in Eukaryota, Metazoa, Chordata, Testudines, Emydidae. Gene Ontology annotation, molecular function: RNA binding; pseudouridine synthase activity. Gene Ontology annotation, biological process: enzyme-directed rRNA pseudouridine synthesis.
CCUCGCCAGCCGCUGAUUGGCUGCCUCGCCCUUCACGCGCCGCGGCCCUGUCUCGUGUCGCACCCGGCUGGAAACAAUGUAGCCGCGGCGCCUUUCCGCCAGCCCCGGGCGCAGGGCAGCAGCGGCAGCUGGCUCCAGAAGAAGUUGCUCCGAAGUCCUGCUGAGCUCCGGCUCCGGGCGGCAGGAGGACGCGCUGACUAGGCUAAGGGCUGCCGCUGGCACGUUAUCCUGAAAUCGGCCUCAUCAUCAAUUAAUAACCACCCCUCGCUGGCGCGUCUGCCGUUGGGAGGGGUCAGCGACAAGAAGCGGUGGAUGAAGGGGGUCGUUACCCGUGGACCACAACGGGAUGUGGGUCCCAACAACAGCUGGGGCCUGCAGCCUUCUUUUCUCCUGCUGUACAUCAUUGGAUGCUGACUGCUACCAAAGCAAGCCUGGGUUUUGACAGGCGCUCAGACUAUCCAGGAGAAGAUCCUGUAUAGGGGACAGUCUUGUAUUGUGCCCUGGAGGUGAUGGAUGGGUUAGCGGGUGGAACCUUUUCCAUCGUCAGUCAUUCAGCCUGAACAGCAGGAUUUUAUAACCGAAAGAGCACACUCCCGAGGUGGAACGCUUACUUCCCUUCAAAGGGCCAUGGAGCCGGGCAGCAUUGAUAACUUGUCCAUCCUGUACCAGAGCUCUGACUUCAUUGUGGUCAACAAGCACUGGGAUGUUCGCAUCGACAGCAAGAUGUGGUAUGAGAAGCUGACCCUGCAGAGCCAGCUGAAGUACCGUUUCCCAGAGCUGGCUGACCCAGACACGUAUUAUGGCUUCAGGUUUUGCCAUCAGCUAGACUUUUCCACCAGUGGGGCCCUCUGCGUUGCUCUCAAUAAAGCGGCUGCCGGUAGCGCGUACAAGUGUUUUAAGGAACGGAUGGUGACCAAGGCCUACCUCGCUCUGGUCAGGGGCCACGUGAGCGAAAGCAGAAUGACGAUCCGUUAUGCCAUAGGGAAGAACACGACAGAAGGCAUGACCCACAUGAUGUGUACUGAAGGGACAGAAGGCUGUGAAAAUCCAAAGCCUUGCCAGUCAGAGCUAAGCGUCCUUGAGCAUGGUUCAUACAGUGGUGACCCAGUAACUAAAGUGCUUCUACAGCCACUGACGGGCCGGACGCACCAGCUCCGGGUUCACUGCAGUGCUGCUGGACACCCCAUAGUGGGAGACUUCACAUACAGCUUUAAGAAGGACAGUAACCCAUACAGAAUGAUGCUCCAUGCUUACUACCUGCGGAUCCCUACCAGGAAAGAACUGAUUGAGGUGAGUGCUCCUGACCCCUUUCUGACCUCUCUGGAUAGCAACUGGGUCCCUCACCAUGUUGUGCACCGACUGGAUGAGAUGAUCCAGGAACUGAAGGACAAGACUAUCCGGGCAGAGGAAGAGGAGAGGAACCAGGAAGCAUUGCUUAGUAGUGGAGGAGAGGAGAUGCCGAGCAAAACCAAGACCCUGGAGAGAGAGGAAGAACGAACCAAGUGUGAGCAGUGGUUGGCGGAGUGGGCCUUGGCAUGAGAUGCUGCUGUUGCUGUUUCAAACCCAAUAUUCCAUUUGCUCACUGUGGGACAUGACAGACAACCCUCCCCUCCGCCCCUUCCCAGCCCAGGACCCAACGCCGCCUCCGCGUCAGCACUUUUUUAUGCCGAGCUAUCUUAGAAUGAAUCCUCCAAGGGUUCAUUUCCGGGUCUGAAAUUUGACUUAUUUUAGCAUCAAGUAGGAUUUUUUUUUUUCAUGAGUUAAGCUCCACCCCACCACUGGAUGCACUUUUCCUUGUUCUGCAACUCCGCUAUGGGAUUUGAAUGUCAUGCACCACAUCAGAAAUGAGGCAGAAGCCCCAGUGGACUGCGCCUUUGUAUUAGCGCUAAACUGCUGGGUGGGCAUCAGCAGAGCUGAUCCAUUUAUGACGCUCCUGCAGAGAAUGAUGGAGCUCCUUUCAAACCUGUAGUACUAAAACAUUGCCAAGAUACACUCAAUUUAAAGGGAAUCAAUAAUGGAGGAGAGAAGGUGGGGCCCUUAAGCCUUUCUGGGUGGAAUCUUUGGGUCUGCUUUCACUUCCCCAUUCCCGCCUACUGAGUGAUCAUGUCCACUCACUGAGUCCUAUUAGCUAUUGCUGUCUUCCAGUGCAGGGCAUGAAGAAAUAUCAUGCAGCAUUUUGCAUUGCUCCGACUGAAAGGAUGAGAGUCAUGCCAACCAGCCAUGUGCUUUGCCAAUAAAUCCCAAUGUGGGUAAUCCCCAGUUAAACAGAGCUGCUGGGAGGGUCCUUUAAUUGGAGUGCAGGACUCACUACCUUUCCCAAGUCUGCAUUUAGACCAUUUAUAUUUUUAAAAGGUUUUAAAUUGAUGACUACUAAUGAAUUUUAAACUUUCUAAGGAAAUUUGACACGGGAUACAGUCCUUUAGCAGUUCUGCAGUGCUGUCGGUCUCAGAUGUAAAAAGAACAGGAGUACUUGUGGCACCUUAGAGACUAACAAAUUUAUUAGAGCAUAAGCUUUCGUGGACUACAGCCCACUUCUUCGGAUGCAUAUAUUUGUAACAUCACACUUCUAGUACAUUGGCACCAGUAGCAGAUUAAAAAUAUCUAACACCCCAAAACUUUUUCCUACAGGUGGUGAGAUUUUAUUACACCCUUUACUUAUAUGCUCCUUUUCUAAGAGCCUGCUCUUGCCUGGAGAUGCACAUGGCACUCCUGCUAUCACUAAAAAUGGGCAUUCCAGGCAAUUCUCAGCAGGAGAACACAACUCUAAAUAAAUUCAUGAGAAUCACCUUGUUCUCCUAAUGCCUGUGACAGGGCACUGCCUGGCUUUCACCAGUAGGUGGUGCCAUAGGCAGUCUCAGGCAUCACAGACCAUUUGUUUAAAUUGUCUUAGGACUUCAGCAGUGAGACUAGAGGAAAAACACACACAACUAAAGGAAUGUUAAAGGGCUGGUGCACACAAACCAUCGCAAGGAAGGCUGGGACUCAGUGUCCCUGUUUUAGGAGAGUCAGGAGUUGAAGGGAAGCCUUAAACGAGAAUUUCCUUGCUUUGCAAAUCUCAUUCAAACCUUCAUUGUUGCUGUACUUGCCAUUUUUGUGUUUUAAUUUUCUCCUUCGGCUUUUAACGGUAGUUUUAAAAUAAUGGAAUAAAACUGUAAUGGAAUUCUGUGAGACAGUCAUAGAUUAUUGGGACAAUAAACCAUGAUAGCCCAUUCAGAUCUAUUGUGACCUGUGUAUCUUAGCUAUUUAUAUCACACCAGUCACCUUAGUAUCUAAGCACUGAGCUGUCAUAUCAGUGCAUGCCUUUAGGGUCCCUUAAUCCCCAGCCUAUUGUGCAUCUGACAGUGCACACUGUUUCAGUGUUGUUAUAGCCAUGCCGAUCCUAGGAUAUUAGAGAGGCAAAGGGGGUGAGGGAAUAUCUUUUAUUGGACCAACUUCCAAAAGAGACAAGCUUUUGAGCUUCUACAGAGCUUUUCUCAAGGUCAGAGUAAAAGAUAUUACCUCAGCCACCUUGUCUGUUCCCCCAGAUGACAAAUAUAUCUACUGGGAGAUGAAAAGAACUUCGCCGCUCUCCCCGGAACAUGGAAACAUAAACAUUCUGCAGGGUCACUUAAAUCAUACUUGGGUUUUGCCCCUCAGAAUGGGUCUCGUCACCUAUUUCCAUGGACGCCAUUUGCUACGUCCUCAGUACAGUCUCAGCUGCCAAUGUAAUGCACGGAGGCUCGCUUGUUUCUGGCACUGUAGCUGGUAUGUUCUCCUUCUGGAGCAUGUGUGACUCACCCAUCGGAAGGAGGGUUUGUGUCUUAUAGAAUUACCUCUCGUUGCACCAGUGGAUGCAUGUAUGUGUCUGCAGCUUCCAGAAACUAUGGAAUUGCCAUGAAAUGGGUCUUUGAGAUAACAGUUCAUCAUCAGAGCUUUUGAUGCAUGAUUAGGAGAAUCUUCCUGUUUGGCACUUUAUUGCUUGAUGUUUUGUGCGUGUGUCGCAGGCAGUUAGGGCCAGAUAAUACCUGGUGGGUCAUUAUUUUUCAUGGUUCUUCCCAACACUAUUCCCACUCAUAUCCGUAGCAGUGAUCAGCUGGUCGAUGAAUGUGAAUUGACCCUGAGGGACAUUCAUUAGGAGCAAAGCGUUCAGCAAAUUUUAGUAGCUACAGGAAGCAGAGACUCUAGCUUGGUUUGCUUUAGUAUCUGAACCUCCCCAUUGAGUAUCCUAGUUCAGCUGCUGGUAUUUUGCCAGGCAGACAGAGCCUCAUCCAGUAGAGAACAUAUCUCUUGCUCCAGAGACUGCUGGAGAUUGUGUUAGUCAAAAGACGUGACAUGCAUCAGUUGGCUGAAGCAUGAUCGUAGGAGUCACGAUCUUGAGAAGCAAUUCACGGAAUAGCAUUAGCAUUGGCUAAGGGCAGUCCUGCUUAUCAGUAUUACUGGCUGGAGGUUACAUACUGUUGCUAUGCAGGCUAAUGUUAGCUGCCCGUUUGGAGGUGGACAGAAUAUUUGUGGAAGUAGAGGAUCAGGGAUGAGAAGUUCUGUGGACAAAACCUCUAAGACUCUUAUCAGUGAUGUCUGCACCAAAGGUCCCAGUCUCACCUACCUUUGGUCACACAUACGCACAGUGAUGGGGGAAGUGUGGGGAGUGGAGCUUGUUGCGAAGUAGCCUGAUGAGAUUCCUUCAGCUCUAAGCCAAUGAUGAGCACCAGUAUACUGAGUAAGUGACUUCCCUGAUCAGUGUGGGAAGGUGAAAUUCACUGUGGUGGAAAGAUCACACACAAAGUCCUGGGCAACACUUUAUGCUCUUAACACAAGGCCUGGUGCAGGGCACGUACGCUGGGGUGAAUUUUUUUAUUAUUAUUAUUAUUAUUACCCUGUAAGAGAUUUAGAAAGUGUCUUCCAGCUGAGAUAUGCUCAGCAUAGAUCCUACCAGCUCAGCAUCAGUGGGUGUGGCGUGAGCCAUUUGGCUCACGUUGGAGCGUGGCUGCCUGUUGGCCAUGAAGAUCUCAAUUUGUCUUCGCUGUGAUGACCCAGAACUCACGCUCUCCCACACACAUACACGCAAAGAGGAAAUUAAGCCAUUGUACAGGCAACCUCACUGGUUAGGUGAGCGCACCCUAGUGUUUGUUCACUGGUUGACGGACGAAACUUGUCCCAAAUGUUUAAAGUCUUGAAAACAUUCCAUCCAGGACCCUGUGGACCAAGUGUUGGUGCAAAGACCACAGCAUCCCCUGUCUGCUCUGCAUGCCCGAGAGGGUUUAGACUUCAUGUAUUGCACUUUUAUCCAAUGUUGCAGGAAUCAGAGAUGAAUAUUUUUUUCCUGAAAUUUUAUGAAUUGUUGAUGGAGAAAUAUAUUUUGCAGUAAUGCUUUCACACUGCUUCCACCCUGGAACCCUGUUGUACAGUGUUUGCUGUUCGUGUUUAUCAUGUGGUAGAGAUUUGACGGUUACUUCCCUGGGGUAAUUUGCUAGGAGCCUUAAGUUGAUCUAUUUAUAUAUUUAUAAUGUGGUGUGGGUAGUUUUUGUGGGAGUAUUUUGUGACAUUUUGUAAACCUCAGGCGAAUCCUUGUUUAUUGUUAAUGCAUUUGUGGACAUUCCUGUAAUAAACCACUAAGUGUGCACCGU